Closterium sp. Naga37s-1 is the source of this 807-nucleotide messenger RNA. Lineage: Eukaryota; Viridiplantae; Streptophyta; Zygnematophyceae; Desmidiales; Closteriaceae. The record is from the annotation of a GenBank genome assembly.
AUGGCGCUGCCCCUGGGCAAGCUGGGGGACCUGGUGCUGAAGACGCUCAGCAAGCCGCUCGCCAAGGCCAUCAAGCGCCGCGCCGCCAGCCACCCCAAGUUCCGCGCCUCCAUCGCCAACUGGGCCCAGGGCUACCACCGGUUCACGGUGCGGCUGCAGCGGCGGCUGUACGGGCAGAGCAGGCUUGAGCGCUUGCCCUUCCCAACCGUCCCUCCCCGCUUCCCCGCACCCUUUCCCCUUUCUCCUCUUCUUCCCCCCCCCCAGGGCUACCACCGGUUCACGGUGCAGCUGCAGAGGCGGCUGUACGGGCAGGCCCCCUUGGGGCACAUCAAGCGGCUGAACGAGGAGAAGGCCGUUAGCACGGCCAGCGAGGUGGUGGGGGAGCUGAUUGUGUUCGCCGUGAGUGGGUUGGUGGGGGGUUGGGUGGAAGCGAUAGGCUUGGUGGGGGUGUGGGAGGGGAAGGGGGAAGGGGGUUGUGAGUGGGUAGAGGGGCUUGCUGACUGGGUUGAACGAGGAGAAGGCCUGGACUCAUCAUUCCUUUGUUCCCCCCCUGCAUGUUCAUGCAUGCACACGGAUGUGCACGUGCUGGCAUGCUCGCUCUCGCUCGUGCACGGGUGGAUGCAGGUGGCGGGGGGAGUGGUGUUUAUCGAGGCGGCUAGGAGCGCCUUAUUCCUCUGCAUGCACGUGUGCCUUCUCCCCCUGCACGUUUCAUUCAUGCACACGGACAUGCACAUUCGGGCAUGUAUGCACACAUGUGCAUGCGUGGGUGCAGGUGGCGGGGGGCGUGGUGUUCAUCGAGGCAGCUAG